This is a messenger RNA of Acipenser ruthenus (sterlet), 6395 nucleotides long. Its product is annotated as thyroid adenoma-associated protein homolog. The record is from RefSeq and is a predicted model, not a curated record. Gene Ontology annotation, biological process: tRNA methylation. Gene Ontology annotation, cellular component: cytosol. The transcript is spliced from 31 exons. Bases 171 to 5861 code for a protein of 1896 amino acids. NCBI's taxonomy places the organism in Eukaryota, Metazoa, Chordata, Actinopteri, Acipenseriformes, Acipenseridae.
CAGCAGCGCAAGCAGAUUUACAACAACAAUGCAGAACUGAGAGGCUCCACGUGUGCAUUUUUAGUUGCUGUCAUUGAAAUAGCAUUGCACUGCAUUGUAAAUCAAUUUGUACAUAAUAUAUAUAUUUUUUAUUUAUCUAUUAACGUAUUAUCUUAACACUGGAUAAAAAAAUGUUACUGAAUGCAUCGCCAGAGAAGCAAACCCAAGCCUGUAUUUUGUUCUACAAAAAUUUAGAAGUGAAAAAUGUACAUGUAGACAUCGUUGGCAGAAUUAUUAAGUUUCUCGAAAAGCUGAACGAAUGUGUACGGAGCUCGGUGAAGCGAUGCAGAGAGAGAAGCCUGGACCAGGCGCUGCAGCUGUUGCAGGGCAUUGCUGUGGAGGAGCUGAGCACACUAGAGGACAGUCACAUCCUACCUGUGGAGCAGCUUGUUCUUCUACUGCAGCUGGAAACGGUCACAAACUCCACUGCCUUCAAGAAGCUAGAGCAGAUUACAUUGAAGAUAGCGGAGGUGAAUAAGCCUCUUGUGAAAACAGAGAUAGAGACGUGCAUGAGCAAUAUUGUCAGCACCAAGCAGAUUUUAUCAGUAAAGGAUCUCCAGACAGAGUUGGUGUUGUUUUCGGCAGUGUGCGUGUUUCUGGAAGAGAGCUGUAUUGGUCGUGAAGUCUGGAGGGGGGAUCUUCCCUUGUUGUUGUGUAAGUUAGCUGAAUCAUUUCCAUGGGUAUUGGAACAGGAGGCCUCUAGGAACGGAGAAUGGGGCUACCUGACUGUUAAGGUAUGCCUGCAGGUGUUUCAGCUCCUGCCUGGAGAGGUGGCUCCCCUGGUCUGGGCAGAGAACUCCAACAAUGAGGCUGUGCAGAGCAUUCUCACUUACCUGCUGCAGAUCAUUCGAGGGAAGACGUCAAACAGAGACACCAGGCUCCUGGCUGGCACUGCAGUAGCAAUGCAAAUUAACACAGCUUCUAAAACCCAGGAUGGAGCAGAGGCAGCAGUCAGCCUAUUGCAGCUCACAAACAGAGAGCAGCUGGAGUUCUGCCUGGGCAGUUUGAGGGUGACCGUGUCCGCUGCGGUGCAGGACGGUGUGGACAGGCUGGCUGUGACGAGAGCACUGCUCACCUGCGGCAGGAAGGACAUCCUAGUGCACGAGCUGGCAUCGAAUGGGACUUGCCUGCUGUUGGAUGUCUUGUUCCCAGCUGUGUCUUGCUUGUGUGAGGAGAAUCUGGACUGCCAUUACUACACCUUCCAAGUGUUUUCUAGCUGGCUGCAAUGCGUCAAGGAGUGUCUAGAGGAUAUCUGGGAGGUGACAGGGACCCGGCUGCUCACAGAGAACUCCAGCUUGAUACAGAAAUUGACCCAGCUAAUCUGGAACAAUGCAGAAAGCCCAGUUGAAGGCGUCUCUGAGUUUGUCUACAACUCGUUUCGUGUGCUCUUAGAGAUUUAUAGACUGGAGUGUGAGCGCUUCAGAGAUACAGAAAAGCCCCUUUACACCUCCUUACUGCAACGGGUGACAGCCCUUCCCUGGCAGGCUAAAGCGAAAUACUUCCCCCUCUGUGCUCUGAUCCCAUACCUCGGAACGGGCAAGGUCCUGGAGCAUUUCACAGAGCUCCCCCGUCACCUUUUAAACUGCCUCUCCACCAAUUACCUGUCUCCGUGCGCCUCUGAGGUCUACAAGACAAUGAUACAGUGGCAGAGGCAGGAGCUGUGCAUUGAGGCAGGCAACACCCUAUUGGAAACAGAGCUGGUACAGCAGUGGGCACGGCACUGGCUGGACACCCUGACCGUGGCCUUGACCUCCGAGGUAACCCUCCUGCAGAACAACACCUCCAGCUACCUCCUGCCCUGGACGCUGCGCACGUUCCCGGCUGCCUUCGAGGUCCUGACUGCCAGCUUCAACCUCUCGAGCCCCGGGCACCUCCGUGCAUGGGUGACCCUGCUGAGCGCUCAGAGGAUGGUGACCGCAGGCCCCCUGCCCCUAGAGGGUGCAGUGCUGGAGACACUGCGUCUCGGGCUGCACUCCCUGGACGAUGCCGUGCGUCUGGGUGCCCUGGGCUUCCUCUGCUGCAGCCCCAAGACCAACCAGGCUCUGACGCAGCUGGAGCUGAGCCUGCUGAAAGAGUUCCUCCCCUUGAACCUGACCUGCGACUCGUCCCCCUUCCGGCAGCUACUCCAGGCCGCGGUGAAGAAGGCCCUCGUUCGAAUCCGGGAGAGCUGCCUUGCCUGCCUCAGGAAGGGAAAAGCCAACAGCAAGAAAGGGGAGAGCACAACGGAAACCAUGGAGCCAGUCAGUGUGCUGUCUCAGGGAGUAGAGUUUGUUGAGUGGCUGGCGCAGUUGGCGGUCUCCUCUCUGGCUCCGGGUCUCAACUUCCAGAGGAAGAAGACGGCACUGCUGCUGCUGGCAGCUGUGCUGGAGACCUGCACCGACAGCUGGACCCCAGACAAGAAGAAAGGGCAGCCGCCAGAGAACAUGUGCGCUCUGAUAAACUGGUCGAGGGAGAGGGGAUGCUGGGACUUUUUCACCGAGUCCAAUCUGCUGGUUCUUCUCGGCUGCUUGCACGAUGGCACAAACGAGAUCCGAGAGCUGACCGCGGAGCUGCUUGGGAAGUUUUUCCCUCCUUGCUUUCCUGAAACCCUGACAGCCGACCUGCUAGAGCAUGCUGGGAAGGCCAUGUGCAGCCCCCGAGUGCAAGAAGCCCAGGCCGGAGCUAUCAUGAUGAAGAUUGUGUAUCAAAAGUCGGAAACUCUUUGUUCACUUGUGAAGAACAAUUGUAAAGAGAGGAAUGAUUCAGCACAAGAUGUGAAAUCAGUUUCGUUCCUGCUGUACCUGCUGUGUGAGUUAGAUGACCAUUACAUCACAGCGACAAGGGAUAUGCUGCAGGCUGCUCGGACCAAACCAAUUCACGGGGUUAUCACUACUCUACAGAGAUAUUUAGUGGAAGUCCCAGAUGCUCUUAUUUCAAUCCAAAAAGCAACAACAAACGGGCAAGAUAUACUCUCCAGAUUAGUGGAGACAGUCCGGAAGAUCAGCAUGUUCCUUUUGGGGGUGCUGUAUGGAAACCAGAGCAGUUCCUCUGAAGAACAAGAAGCGCCCCCUUCCUUCGCUGACAUGGGAAACGCCAUCCAGUCUCUGAUCACUCAGGGGAGGGGGCUGGAGCAGCAGGAUGGGGGCGACGCUGUGCUGCUGUCGGAGGAGCACAGCCUGAUUCUCACUUGCUGCUGGGUCUCUCUGAAGGAAAUUGGAAUUUUGCUUGGCUCACUUGUGGAGAAAGCACUGGCGCCCCCUACUGCAUCCACAGGGUCACUGCUCUCAAUAGAGGAUCUGAAGACAAUAGCAAAAGUGUUUCAGGAGAUCCUUCUGAAGUGUCGACACUGGGGAGCUGUGGAAGGAUGCUGUGUUGGAUUCACAAAGUUUUGCUCUGUCCUUCUGAAUCAUCAUAACCCAGACGUGAAGGCCAUCCCCAGACGCAUGCUGGAGCAGGGCCUGUCGGUAUUGAGCACUCCCCGGAGCUCCUCGGUCACACGGCGGGCCGCUGGUUUGCCGAUGCUGAUCCUGUGCAUCGUAGUGGGAGAAGACGCCAGCAAGUCCCGUCCACUGCUGGCUCACAGCAUGAGUGUGGUUCUGGAGAUCGCAGGUACCCCUCUCCCUGACGACUGGGAUCAGACCCUAGACCUGCAACAGGUUUGUGCCGUGCAUAUUCUGCAGACUCUGGUGCGUGGCUCAGGACUAGGAGUAGCCAUGUUACAGUUUGCUACUGCAAUGACAAUCCUGUCUUUGAAAGCGUUGAGCUCCCCCUGCUGGGCAAUGAGGAAUGCAGCGAUCCAGCUCUUCAGUGCUCUGUGUGCUCGAAUGCUGGGGCAGAGGCGUAGCCGGGAUGACAGUUCUGCACAGAACGGGAUGUCUCCCCCGGCGUUCUUCACCCACUACCCCGAGCUGAAGGGCUUCCUCCUGCAGGAGCUGCAGCGCGCCGGAGAUCCUGGGCAGGGGUCUGGGGAGGGCAGGCUGCGUCUCAUCCCCUCCCUGCACUCCGUGCUCACUCUGCUGGCCAGGCUGCAGCCUGGAGUUGAAGACGAAGCAAGAUCGCUUUCGGUUUUUCUUGAUCCCCUGCUCCGGCUGGCAGGCAGUCCUAUCUACGCAGUGCGAGUCAUGGCAGCCAAAGCUUUGGUCGCCAUGGUGUCCCCAUCCGAGCACAAGACUGUCCUGCUCCGAUUGGCUGGCGAGUUACCGGGCAGGAAGACCCCCUGCUCUCACAAUCACCUGCAUGGGCAGCUUCUCCAGAUUGAGGCCUUGCUAGCCAGGGCCUUGGACACGAAUGAAUUGCAGCCGGAUGCCAUGCAGUCCCUGGUGCUGCAGUUUGAAUCCAGGGCAUGGCUGGUGAUGUCUUCCCAGCAGUGCCCUCUGAUCCGCUCUGCCUAUCUCCGUGUGGCUACGAUGCUGAUUCGAAAGUGCAGCGGGAGUUUCCUGGAGCAUCUUCAAGAGGUGUUAACAAAAGAGCUCCACACUCCCACAUGCAGGUUACAGCUUGGAUCGGCUGUGUUUCGUCAGGCUGCUGCUCGCUUUCUUUGUGACAAAGCUGUCAGAACAGGAGCUGCUGAGAAGGCAGACCAGGCUAGCCAGCUUCUGAUGAUGGAAGACCCUGACAUUCGAUUAGCGGUUGUCACCUGGAUCGCUGAGGGACAGAGGUGGAAAUGCACACCAAUGUGGAACGUGCUGAAGAAAGCCUUAAAGGACAACCUGCAGACUGUGCUGGAGGAGAGGAGUGGGGAGCAUCUGAAGGUCUACCUGGAGGCCUUUGUGGCGGUGACCGGAGUGACUGAUCGGGAGGGGCAGAUUGGAGGUGGUCCUGUCCCUCCGUCAGAGCCAGACACGGGGGAGUGUGUGGAGGCAUUGCUGUCAAUGCUGGAGCGCGCUCAGAGCAGCCCUGAUCUUCUCUCUCAUGCUCUCUGUGCCGCCAGCCUGCUGCUCGCGGUCAGCACGGAAGCUCCUCUGCUGGAGCGCUGGUGUGAGGUGUUGGAGAGGCACAGUGAUCCCGAUUCCACAGAGACCCUGAGACUGGCAGCAGCCAGGUCACUGCAGCUCGUCGGAGUCGCCCUGGUACACAAGGCGCUGAACACACCUGCGCCACACCCAGCCCUGGCUCGGAGGCUCGUGAACACUGGAGUUUACCUGUUACAAGAUGAAGAUCCGCAAGUGAGGGGAGAAGCUGCUAAGUUUGCCUCCCUGGUGAACUCUCUGUGGAGGAAGCUGCCAGGGGAGAGGAGCUGCCUCCACAUUCAGAGCAGCAAGGGGCUGCUCUGCCUGUUUGAGCUGCUGCUGCAGGAGUUCGGGGCUGGCCUGGAGACCCUGGAGCUGUUCCUGUCUCAUCUCCCUGAGUCAGACAUGGGCAGUGUGCUGCAGGAGCUGGAGGAGCCAGAGUCUGUGAGCCUGUAUGAACAGGACGAAGCCAACGUGUUUGCAGAGCCUGCUGUGAUUUCACAGCUCCUGCUGCCGUACCUCCUACAGCUCACAGAGAAGCUGGCUUUCUCCUCAGACCAUAGAGAACGUGUGGCACACUGGGUAACAACAAACACGGCAGGGAUCUUGCAGAACAUGGGCUGCUGCAAGCUGUGGUGCAGCCGAGGUGCUGCCGCUGCUCCCGGUCCUCUGGCCGCGCUGGGCUGCCCCCGGCUGCACUCUGCAGUGACCGCACUGUUUGUGAGAGCCACCGUCCUCCUUCAUGCCAUGGAGAUCCUGGGAGAGGAGCAGGCAGCAAAGACAGGGAAAGGGACAGGGACAGGCUGCACACCUCAGAGACUGAGAUCAGAGCUGGAGGAAACACACAGGCUGCUCACUCAACACGGGAUCUUCGUACCACUGCUACAUCUAUAGUGGGAUCUCCAUUUAAAAAACCUGUUCUGUGUUGUUCAGAAGGGGGUUUGGUGGAUAAUGAACCGAGUCCCAGUGUGAUUGUGAACCACAAGGUUUUUAAGUGGUGGAAUUCGGUUCUGUAGGUUUAUCAUGGAUAUACUAUACUCCUCUGGACAGUGGGAUUCAUGAUUUAUUAUCAAGAGCAUAGACUGAAGAAUAGAAAAACAGCAGAUGCCAAUAGGCCAGCAUCUCUCCAACCCCAGUGUCAAUACCAACCUAAUCCAGCAGAGGGGGCUCCUAUUAUAACUGGAACGAUUUGAUUCUGAGGCAGCCCUGCCAUGCUGCUACCUAGUGUGCGCAGUAACACGUUUUAAUACUUUUUUAAAAGAAAUGUAUUCGUCAUAUCGCUAAACAUUUCAUUUUUAAUAAAACAGCUCAUGACAUGAAAAUAAUGCAAUGUAUAAAAGUAGAAAAGUUUUCUUUUUUUAUAUAUAUUGUCAAAGUGUGCACAUUAAAAUGUAUUCCAGUGUAAAUAAAAUAGUGUGUUUCUUUUAA